AUGAGCAACAAAUUGUGGGAGGUUGACCCCGAAACCAAGAGCAAGCUCGUAGAUAUUCAGAAGACCAAUGAGAACAACCGCUGCGUCGACUGCGGCGCUCCCAGUCCGCAAUGGGCGUCUCCCAAGUUCGGCAUCUUCUUCUGUCUGUCUUGUUCCGGUACUCAUCGCUCCCUUGGCGUCCAUAUCUCCUUUGUACGAUCAAUCACCAUGGACUCUUUCAAGGUCCAGGAAGUCGAGCGCAUGUCUCAAGGCGGCAACAAGCCCUGGAAACAAUUCUUCGACGCUCACGAAUCAAACACCUUGCAAGGCCGCACUUUCGAUGACUGCACGAUCCAGGAACGUUACGAUAGUGGGGCCGGUGAAGAGUGGAAGGAGCGCAUGACUGCAAAAGUGGAGGGCAAGGAAUAUGUUCCAGGUACAAAGAGCAGUGGCACGCCUGCUCGCGCAAAGCCUGCCACCUCGACCUCAACAAGCAGGAGUCAGACUCCUCUCGGUGCCUUCUCCACUGCUCCCCCGUCUCAGAAGACUCAGAACGAGGCCUACUUCGCUCGUAUGGGUGCCGAGAAUGCCCAUAGGCCCGACACGCUCCCUCCUAAUCAGGGCGGAAAGUUUGCCGGAUUCGGUAGUGAACCAAUGCCCUCAUCCUCCUCGAAAUCAACAUCGAUCCCCGGUGUCGAUGACUUCCAGAAAGACCCUGUUGCUGCCCUUACAAAAGGCUUCGGCUGGUUGAGCAGCACUGUGACCAAACAGGCAAAGACUGGUUAUGAUGGAUGGGUCAAGCCCAACAUGCAGAAGCUGGCGGAGGCCGAUCUUGCUACGCAAGCACGCAUGACAGCAGCGCAACUAGGCCAGGGUAUCCAGACAAGCACAAAAGCAGCUGCUGAAAACUUCAACCGCUUCGUUGAAGGUGAUGAGAGACUGGCUCCAAAGGGAGCUAAGGGUCCGGCCGCGGACAAGCGAGACUUCUGGGAUAGUUUUGGCGAACCUCCUCAAGGACCCGCAAACGACAAGAAAGACUUCUGGGACGACUUCGCUGCCGCUGGUGAAACAGCCACUCUGAAGAAAGAGGCUUCAUCUAGUAUUGGAACGAGCGCCAUGAAGAAGCCUACGAGUUCACAGCAAAAGUCGGGUGAUGAUACAUGGGGCGACUGGUAA
Molecule: messenger RNA, 1155 nt
Organism: Aureobasidium subglaciale EXF-2481
Lineage: Eukaryota; Fungi; Ascomycota; Dothideomycetes; Dothideales; Saccotheciaceae
Exons: 4
Coding region: 1-1155 (384 amino acids)
Biological process (GO): regulation of endocytosis; regulation of ARF protein signal transduction
Cellular component (GO): Golgi membrane
Molecular function (GO): GTPase activator activity
Source: RefSeq, a predicted model, not a curated record